UAUCAGAUUGGGUCAGGAGCAGAUCUGCCCCCAUCCAGGGACCUGAGAGAUAAGAAAUCUAAUGAGGUCUUUUGUGUCCCUGGCAGGACUGCCCUGGCGAGAUUUCGUCAGGCUCAGCUGGAAGAGGGAAAAGUCAAGGAACGGAGACCCUUCCUUGCUUCUGAAUGUACUGAGUUGCCCAAAGCUGAGAAAUGGAGACGGCAGAUCAUUGGAGAGAUCUCAAAAAAAGUUGCUCAGAUUCAGAAUGCUGGUUUAGGGGAAUUCCGAAUUCGAGACCUGAAUGAUGAAAUUAACAAGCUGCUCCGGGAGAAAGGACACUGGGAGGUCCGGAUCAAGGAGCUGGGCGGCCCUGAUUAUGGAAAAGUCGGCCCUAAGAUGCUGGAUCACGAGGGUAAAGAAGUCCCAGGAAACCGCGGUUACAAGUACUUUGGGGCAGCAAAAGAUUUACCCGGUGUCAGAGAGCUGUUUGAGAAAGAACCCCUUCCUCCUCCCAGAAAGACACGUGCUGAGCUCAUGAAGGCGAUCGACUUUGAAUACUACGGUUACCUGGAUGAAGACGAUGGAGUUAUUGUGCCUUUGGAGCAAGAGUAUGAAAAGAAACUCAGAGCUGAGCUGGUAGAAAAAUGGAAAGCAGAGAGAGAGGCCCGGCUGGCAAGGGGGGAGAAGGAAGAGGAGGAGGAGGAGGAGGAGGAGGAGGAGAUCAACAUCUAUGCUGUCACCGAGGAGGAGUCAGAUGAGGAAGGCAGCCAGGAGAAGGUGGGGGAGGAUGGCCAGCAGAAGUUCAUCGCCCACGUCCCGGUGCCGUCGCAGCAGGAGAUUGAGGAGGCGCUUGUGCGGAGGAAGAAAAUGGAACUGCUCCAGAAAUAUGCCAGUGAGACCCUGCAGGCACAGAGUGAAGAAGCCAAGCGACUCCUGGGGUACUAGGAUGAGCCUG
Acomys russatus (golden spiny mouse) is the source of this 934-nucleotide messenger RNA. It is a transcript of the gene Isy1, whose product is annotated as ISY1 splicing factor homolog. NCBI's taxonomy places the organism in Eukaryota, Metazoa, Chordata, Mammalia, Rodentia, Muridae. Gene Ontology annotation, biological process: mRNA 3'-splice site recognition; generation of catalytic spliceosome for second transesterification step. The transcript has 9 exons. The record is from RefSeq and is a predicted model, not a curated record. Gene Ontology annotation, cellular component: post-spliceosomal complex; catalytic step 2 spliceosome; Prp19 complex. The annotation marks the transcript as partial.